UUAUGGUUCACGUGUUAGGUCAAUAUUUUAUCAUGUAUUUUAUCUCUGUUCUGCUGUGGUUCUGCAUUAUGGUUCUGCAUGGCUUCUGCACAUGAGCUGACAUGAGACAGUGGGAUUGCGCAGUGCCGCAGUGCGCAGUUAAGAUAUAUUUUUUUCAUGGCUGGAUGGGAUGGCUGCGGGGCAAACUGGCGGCUGUCUGGCGAUAUGUAUAACUAUUAAAUUAUUGUUUUUUAUUCAGAUUGAGUUGGAUUGAGUUCAAUACAUUCAAUAUAUCUGAACACUAAAUAGAGUAAAUAUACGGUCUUGUCACUUCACAGUAUAGUUGUACACUGCGCAUUUUUAUGUAUCAGUGUUGAUCAGUGUCAGUCUGUUUAGUGUUCUAUUCAAAAUUAAUUUUUAUAUUUUAUUUUAAUUGAAUAAUAAUGUAUUAAUUAGGUAUAUCGAGAAUGGACUUAAUUUAAUACGAUAGGAAGGAGUUAUAAAUAUAUAGACAAAUUGCAAUAUUUGCAAAUUAUAAAUAUGGCUUGGUAUGGGAUAAUUCUAUUUUCAAUUAUGUUUUGUUGCAAUGCAUCCUAUGGGACAUCUCAGAUUAUGUGUGCUCAUACCCAGGGUAGUAUUGAACAUCUAAGUGAAGAUGAAACUGAUUCUUUGGAUUCCAUUUCGCUUGGGAACUCUUAUGUAAAGUGUGAUAGCUACUGUUUUACAGUAUGGCUAGUUGAUGGAAAUAAUGAGUCUAAAAUCAUGGGGCAAGGCUGUUGGUCACUCUCUGGUAAUCCCAAUGAAUGCGACAAAUCCGAAUGUCUUGCUGACAAACCACCAUCUAGGGCCAAAAAUAACACUAAAUUUUGCUGUUGUUCUGGCAAUAUGUGUAAUAGAAACUAUUCUGAUGUCUAUAUUCCAAUAUCUGAUCCGCCUCCCAUGGAAAAUGAUCCCAAUAAAAAAGAUACUGUGAAUCCACUAAUUUGGUUGAUCAUUGGAGUCAUUUUUAGUAUCGUGGCGUUCAUUAUUGGAGGAGUGUCGUACUAUUUUUGGAAAAAAAAGCCAAAGAAGAGUGAUGUUGAAAAUAGCUUAUCUAUGCCACCUCCUCCUGAUUACAGUUUGGAUAAGUUAAAACUGGUUAAUAUUAUCGGACAAGGAAGAUACGGUUGUGUUUGGCGCGGAAUCAUCGAUGAUCAAGAAUUGGCCGUAAAAAUUUUCCCUGGUCACAACCGAAAUUAUUUCUUCAACGAACAUGAAAUUUAUAAAGUAGUUGGUGAAAAUUCUGCUGUAUUGAAAUGUUUCGGAGGUGGGGAAUUUGUCAGAAUUCAAGGCCAUCCAGAUUAUGUUUUACUGCUUAGCCUUGAACGGGACAGCUUACAAGAAUACUUGAAACAUAACACUCUAGACCUAAGCACACUCAGUAGAAUGAGCUUGGACAUAGCUAAAGGAAUAGCUCAUCUGCACAGCGAUCUGGGAAAACCUUGCAUUGCGCAUAGAGAUAUUAAUUCCAAAAAUAUUUUGGUUAGGCAAGAUUUGUCCUGUUGUAUAUGCGAUUUAGGAUUGGCCGUUAUACCAAGGAGAGCUGAAAAUAAGGCGUUAAGUGAAGCAGGUACUUUGAGAUAUAUGGCACCAGAAGUGCUAGAGGGUGCUGUUAAUUUACGUGAUUGUGAAAGCGCUCUCAAACAAAUUGACGUUUAUGCAAUGGGUCUAGUUUUAUGGGAAUUAGGAACUAGAUGCACUGACAUGCAGAAUGCUGAACCACAGGCCUAUGCUCUACCGUUCUUCAAAGAAACCGGAGAAAAUCCAACAUUGGAAUUAAUGCAAAACUUAGUUAGUAGAAGAAAAAUCAGACCACUUUGGCCUGUAUCAUGGAAAGACACGGCGGCAGCAAGAUUGUUGUGUGAAACUGCUGAAGAUUGUUGGGAUCAGGAUGCCGAAGCUCGUUUAACCUCCUUAUGUGUGGUUGAAAGGUUUUUAGAACUUCCAAAUUUGAAAGGGCGCAUUUUACAUCCUAUGCAUCCUCCAGCAAGCCCAACACCAUUAAUCAACAAUAACCACCUGCAUGACCACCAAGUUGAUAAUUCUGCUGCUACUAUUGAGACGCUUCUAUCACCAUCUGCAGAUGAAUACUGUAAAAAUUCCAAUCAACUUGCUGCUUGUAUUCUGCCCUUGCAACCUUACCAAGGACGAAACCCUUGUUUGGAAAGAAAUCUUCUUACUGGAUCCAGCGAUAGUCUUUUGAUAGAUAAAUCAUCAAAACAUUGUACUUCAUCGGAAUCGCAUAAUUUACUUACCAAUGAAUUUUUAAAUUAUCAAGUUAAUCAUCGAGUAAACCCGAUUCCGUAUGUACAAAAUGCUGUAUAUGGCUUUCCAAAACAACAAAACACUGCUCAAGCUGUCCCUCAGGUUAAUAGGAGAAACAAAUUCAAAUGGAGUAAUUUUAAAAAACUACUUUAUUCAAAAAAGUACUCUGAUAGUGGUAAUGUUCAUAAAGAAACGCAAGUUAAAUUAAAGACUAAAAUUUCUAACAACCAUAAUCAGCCUGAAGUGACAACAUCUUUAUUGACCGAGACUGAAGUAAGAAGACCUUGUACUUUGGGUCUAUCACUUGCUAAACCUCAGGAAUUUACUAAUAACAGUGGAGUAGCACAAAUUGUAAAGCGGAAAAACAGCUUAUCACGCCAGAGGUCUUUGGAACAAUUUACGGAGGUGUUCUCAUCCACGUCUGACCUGUCAAGGUUAAAAGAUCCUUCUCAAAGAGUAAAAACUCCUGGUGAUGUUCCGCCAUCUGUCAGGAAAACAAGAGGAAAGGCCGCAACCGAUUCCGCAAGAUUUUCCUUAUACGACGAUCGAAUGAUGACCAGGGGACAAUGGGGCAGUGCCCCCGAUUUGGAUCCUCCAGUCCAUCUAACUCAACCUCAGAUAAAUCAAGAGAAUAGCGCCAGUGUGAGUAGUUUUUAAAAUUUACAAAUUUCGAAGAUACAUGUUAUCAUUUAUGUAUAGUCUGUACAACGAUCGGUCAACAUUACGUUAUGAUUAUUCUCUAAUAUCAGUUUUAAGGUGUGCCUGAGAUUAGUUUAUAUUGUUUAGAAAAUUUCAGGUACAUUCUGAAAUUAGUAUAAGAGCACGUUCUGAUUUUAUUAAUUUCAAGUAGGUAUGUUUGGCGCAUAUUAAUUUUGGUCGUGUUAUUAAUAAUAAAUUAAUUUUAGGCAUAUGCCAGUUUUAGUAAAACAAACAUUUUAGUAUCAAACCAAUUUGAAUUUUCUUUGAACACGUAAUAGGUUUUUAAUUUUGACAUUGAUUGACAUCCGUGGACAGUAAUGUAACCACAAAGGUGAAAUGACUAGAAACAAUGAUGUUCAUCUCAUUUUUAGGCGAAAGAAAGAGUAUGACAAUUGACGUACCAUCGAACGAUGGUUGUACAGACUUACAUACUAAAACUGUCAACAAUAAGCUUAACAAAAUUAAUAUAGGGUAUAUAUUCAAUCACAUGUAAAUGUGACAAUGUUGCCAUAUAUUUAACUCUUUGUAUGUGACAAAUUUAUGACCUAAUAUGAAAAAAUAGAAUAUUUAGGGUUUUUGUUUUAAAAUUAUGUCCUUUUUAUGGGUCUUGGGGCGGAGGUGUUCUAACAUAGAAUCCCCUUAUGGACAAGCUGUUUCCUAAUGGUAAAAUGGUAUAUGAAAUAAGGAAAAAUAAACCAUGUAUAUAACAUCUAGAAGAUUAAAAGUUCUGACAGAAUGUAAUCUUACUUGGAACUUUCCGUAUCAUAUGAUUAGUUAUAUUUUGCACACCACCUCAUUAAUUUGCAAA
Molecule: messenger RNA, 3790 nt
Organism: Sitophilus oryzae (rice weevil)
Lineage: Eukaryota; Metazoa; Arthropoda; Insecta; Coleoptera; Curculionidae
Gene: wit
Product: bone morphogenetic protein receptor type-2
Exons: 7
Coding region: 520-2940 (806 amino acids)
Biological process (GO): cellular response to growth factor stimulus; BMP signaling pathway; protein phosphorylation
Cellular component (GO): signaling receptor complex; plasma membrane
Molecular function (GO): ATP binding; transforming growth factor beta receptor activity
Source: RefSeq, a predicted model, not a curated record